Molecule: messenger RNA, 2238 nt
Organism: Sorex fumeus (smoky shrew)
Lineage: Eukaryota; Metazoa; Chordata; Mammalia; Eulipotyphla; Soricidae
Gene: ZMYND15
Product: zinc finger MYND-type containing 15
Exons: 13
Coding region: 25-2238 (737 amino acids)
Biological process (GO): spermatid development; negative regulation of DNA-templated transcription
Molecular function (GO): histone deacetylase binding
Source: RefSeq, a predicted model, not a curated record
CCCAAGCCCUGUGCCCCCGAAGACAUGGAAUUUGUGUCUGGUUACCGGGAUGAGUUCCUCGAUUUCGCUGCCCUUCUCUUUGGCUGGUUCCGCAAGUUUGUGUCAGAGCGUGGGGCAGUAGGGGGCAGUUUUGAAGGCCGUUGGCGACAACUGGAGGCUCAGAUCAGAAGGCUACCUCAGGACCCUGCCCUUUGGGUGCUCCAUGUCUUACCCAACCGCAGUGUGGGCAUCAGCCUGGGCCAAGGGGCAGAGCCAGGCCUAGGAUCAGGCCUGGGGGCUGCCCGGCUCUUGGGAGAUGAGCCUCCACUCCACCUGCAAGACCUAACCCCCUAUGUUAGCUUUGUCAGCCUGGAGGAAGGAGAGGAGGAGGAGGAGGAGGAGGAAGAGGAGGAAGAGAACAGAGAAGAGGAGGGUCAAGGCCCUAAGGCAGAAACAGAUAAGAAUGGGGAGGCAGCCCCGACCAACAGAGAGUGCCUGCAGGAAGCAAAUCCAUCAGGGGAGUCCAAAGAGACUGAAAAGCAAACAGGAGGUAUUGAGAAUGGCUGCCGAGAGGACAGAACUGAGGAUGAAGCAGGGCUUGAGAAGAGGAAGGGACGAAGAAGUGAGGCUGCCCCCCUUCAUCUUUCCUGCCUCUUAUUGGUGACAGAUGAACAUGGCACCAUCUUGGGCAUUGACCUGCUAAUGGAUGGAGUCCCAGGCAAUACAGGCAGGGGCACAGGGACCGAGAACCUGGCUCGUCGGGCCUAUGCUCUCCUCUGCCACAGCAUGGCCUGCCCCAUGGGCUCCGGAGACCCUAGGAAGCCCCGGCAGCUUACUGUGGGAGAUGCCCAGCUACAUAGAGAUCUGGAGAGUCUAAUUCCAAGAUUGGGAGUAAAGUUAGCCAAGACCCCAAUGCGGACCUGGGGGCCCCGGCCAGGCUUCACCUUUGCCUCCCUUCGGGCUCGAACUUGCCAUGUUUGUCACAGGCACAGCUUUGAAGUGAAGCUGACACCCUGCCCCCAGUGUAGUGCUGUCUUGUACUGUGGAGAGGCUUGUCUCCGGGCUGACUGGCGCCGAUGCCCAGAUGAUGUGAGCCAUCGAUUUUGGUGCCCAAGGCUUGCGGCCUUCAUGGAGAAGGCAGGAGAACUGGCAACUCUGCCUUUUACCUACACUGCAGAAGUGACCAGUGAAACCUUUAACAAGGAGGCCUUCUUGGCCUCCCGCGGCCUCACUCGUGGCUACUGGACCCAACUCAGCAUGCUGAUUCCAGGCCCUGGAACCCCCAGGCAUCCCCGCGGCAGCAUGCCAUCUCUCAAUCUUCUUCUCAGUGGAGACCCCUAUCAGCUUCUCCAGGGGGAUGGGCCUCCCCUGAUGCCUCCUGUGCCCUCAGAUCCACCCAGGGGCCUCUUUGGCUCAUGGCAGGAUUACUACGCAUGGAGGGGCCUUGGCUUGGACUCCCCGAUGGCUGUGCUUCUCACCUAUCCACUGACGGUGUACUAUGUCAUCACCCAUCUGGUGCCUCAGUCCUUCCCUGAGCUCAACAUCCAGAACAAACAGUCACUGAAAAUCCAUGUGGUAGAAGCUGGGAAGGAGUUUGACCUUAUCAUGGUGUUUUGGGAGCUCUUGGUCCUGCUCCCCCAUGUGGCCCUGGAGCUGCAGUUCGUAGGUGACGGCCUGCCCCCAGAGAGUGACCAGCAGCAUUUCACCCUGCAGAGAGACGGCCCCAAAGUAUCUGUCCGGCCGGGUCCUGCCUCAGCUCGCCUCAGCUCUGGGACUAAAGAGAAGGGGGGUCGCAGAGACCUGCAGAUCAAGGUGUCUGUCCGGCCCUACCACCUGCUCCAGGGGCCCAAGCCUGACGUGGUUAUCGGAUUCAACUCCGGCUUUGGUCUCAAGGACACGUGGCUGAGCUCACUGCCCAGGUUACAGUCCCUCCGAGUGCCGGCCUUCUUCACCGAGAGCAGUGAGUACGGCUGCGUGAUGGAUGACCAGACCAUGGCGGUGGCCACCGGCGGCGGCACCAGCCCUCCGCAGCCCAAUCCUUUCCGCUCCCCGUUCCGACUCAGAGCCGCGGACAACUGCAUGCCCUGGUACUGCAACGCCUUCAUCUUCCACCUGGUCUACAAACCUGCCCAGGGCAGCGGGGUCCGCCCGCCCCCGGGGCCCGCGCCGGCCGCCCCGACCCCCGCGGUCCCUCCCGCCCCGCCCCGGCGGCGUCGAGGGGACAAGAAACCCGGGGGCGGGGGCCGCCGUCGGAGGUGA